AGGGUGCCGCCGGAUUUCAUACGUGGGUGGGGGAUGCGGCAGUUUCAGUCGACUGGUGAGGAUACAUGGUGUGCAAGGUUAGCGGAUGAAGGAGAUGUUCAGUUGCAGUUUCCGUGGUAAUUUGAUUUCGAGACAGUGUGACUCAAGCCAGGUGAGAGCAUCCAUCAUGCGUUUUUUCGCCUCGCUGGUGCGUGAAAGCAUGCAAACCUAUUCAACACAGUCAUUAUCCUUUUCAAAGUUUGCACAUGACGUAUGGAAAUUUGGGUUGUCGUCGUGAUGGAUCUCGGCCUGAGCCGGUGUUGGCGACAGCAGCGGAGAAGAAUACACGGCCACGCCGGCACGACGCGCAUCUUGCCUGGACCAGUGGAGGCGCGGCAAUUGGUCUACUAUCAUGGAGAGUCCAGCUCAUUCUGACGAUCUUCGGGUGGCCAAGUAUGGCGCAGCAGUGUACCGCACAGGCGUUGCCGAAGCUCCUGGCGGACGACGGAGCUGGUGGCGACAGGUUCGGCUACUCGGUGGAUAUGAGCUCCGACGGGAGCUUGGUGGUGGUGGGGUCCUACGGAGAUGACGACAGCGGUUCUGGUUCUGGGUCCGCGUACGUCUUCGAUGCGACCACCGGCGCGCAGCUGUACAAGCUCCUGGCGGACGACGCGGCCGCUGGUGACGGAUUCGGCUCCUCAGUAUCCGUGAGUUCUGAUGGGAGCAGGGUGCUGGUGGGGGCCGUGGGGGUGCCAUAUGAAGGCUAUGGGUCUGCGUACGUCUUCAAUGGGACUACUGGGGAGCAGCUGCACAAGUUUGUGGCGGACGACGGGGCCGCUGGUGAUGAUUUCGGGUACUCGGUGUCUGUGAGUUCUGAUGGGAGCCAGGUAGUCGUUGGGGCCUCCGGAGAUGGCGAUCGCGGUUCUUAUUCUGGGUCUGCGUACGUCUUCGAUGGGGCCAGUGGAUCACGCUUGCACAAGCUCCUGGCGGACGACGGGGCCAUCGGCUCUUUUUUUGGCGGGUCGGUGUCUGUGAGUUCUGACGGGAGUCGGAUAGUCGUUGGGGCCUACGGAGACAGCGACAGUGGAUAUCUUUCUGGGUGCGCGUACGUCUUUGAUGGGGCCACAGGGGCACAGCUGCACAAGCUGUUGGCGGACGACGGGGCCGCUGGCGACUACUUUGGCGGGUCUGUGUCUGUGAGCUCCAACGGUAGCUGGGUGGCGGUGGGCGCUCCCUACACAGGCAAAUCUGGGGCCGCGUACGUCUUCGAUGGGACAACCGGGGCUCAGGUGCACAGGCUCCUGGCGGGCGGCAUCACUGGUGUCGGCAGGUUCGGCUACUCGGUGUCCGUGAGCUCCGACGGGGGCCGGGUGGCGGUGGGGGCCUACGGUGAUGACGGUCGUGGUUCUCAUUCUGGGUGCGCGUACGUCUUCGAUGGGGCCACCGGGGCGCAGUUGCACAAGCUGCUGGCGGACGACGGGGCCGCUGGCGGCUACUUUGGCGUGUCGUUGUCUGUGAGCUCUGACGGCAGCUGGGUGGCGGUGGGAGCACCGGCGUUGGGAGCCCCCCAUGAAAGCGACAGCGAGUCUUACUCUGGGGCCGCGUACGUUUUCGACGGGAGAACUGGUGCGCAGGUGGAUUGGUCCAUCGCCACUGUGGCAGCCAACGCCCGCAAAGUUCCCGCUGGCUUGAGAUGUUGUGUUCCUUUAUGGCUUGUGCCUUUUGCUCUGUAUUAGCUGGACUCGUGCAUUGGCGGCGUUGGGGUUUGGUGUUCGGGCACCGCACCGUUGUUUGGACGAUGCCCGUCUCCAUUGACCCCAUCUGCUCGCUGCUCACUGGUGUCGCUGGAGACAGCGGACUUGGAUAAUGGGGAGGGAUGGCCAGCAGCUGCGCAGCAUCCCCUAGAGGCACGCACCGCCGUCCGUCGCUCGACGAACGAGCACCUGCCUCGGCUGCCAGAGUGAAUGUAGCUCAUACAUGGCGCAGGCCCGCCUGGUCUGGUAUGAGCAAUUUCUCGCGACCCCUGGCAGGGGGACCUCAUCAUCUUCGGCUUCAGGCUCUCAUUCGAGAGCCUCGCGCCAUUCAUUGGCCCUCGAACAGGUGGAUGGUCGAGUGCAUUUGUUUCCGUCUUCCGCCCCCCGUCUUGUUAGGAUCGGGGUUGUUUUCCAUCAGCCGCUUCGCCGCCGGGUUUUUUUACUGAGUAGGCAUUGUGUGUCAUCCUUUAUAGAGUCGUUGUGUGUAGCCUCAUUAUAUUAGUGGUCGCUGGGACCAUGAA
Messenger RNA from Prorocentrum cordatum, 2254 nucleotides. Lineage: Eukaryota; Dinophyceae; Prorocentrales; Prorocentraceae. The record is from the annotation of a GenBank genome assembly.